Salvia hispanica is the source of this 1729-nucleotide messenger RNA. Its product is annotated as Amidase family protein. The record is from RefSeq and is a predicted model, not a curated record. Lineage: Eukaryota; Viridiplantae; Streptophyta; Magnoliopsida; Lamiales; Lamiaceae.
ACUCCAGCUCAAAAUUGAGAGGUAUCGCAAAUUCUACAACUGCUAGACGAAAUUCCGCCAUGGAAGAGCUCAAUUUCCAUGUGGAAGAAGCCACAAUCAAAUCGAUUCAACAAGCAUUCGCAGACGGCAAACUCACCGCCAGGAAGCUAGUCGAUUUCUACCUGCACCAGAUCGAGCGUCUCAAUCCGGUGCUUCGCGGCGUGAUCGAGGUUAACCCGGACGCGCAGCUACUGGCGGAUGAAUUAGACAGGAAGAAGGAGACCAGCAGAAGCGGCGGCGGAUUGGCGGAUUUGGGGGAAUUGCACGGCAUUCCGGUGCUCCUCAAGGACACGAUCGGGACGCGCGAUAAGCUCAACAACACUGACGCUCUGCUCGGAUCGAAGGUGCAGGGGGACGCUGCGGUGGUGGAACGGCUGAGGAAGAGCGGCGCCCUGAUUUUAGGGAAGGCGAGCUUGAGUGAAUGGUAUAGGUUCCGUUCUCUCAGUGGAGUUCCCAAUGGCUGGUGUGCUCGCUCCGGACAAGGAGCGAAUCCGUAUCUGUCAUCUGAGACUCCAUGUGGAUCAAGUAGUGGAUCUGCAAUAUCUGUGGCUGCAAACAUGGUGUGUGUUUCCCUCGGGAGUGAGACACACAGCUCCAUUAUCUGCCCCUCGGUUAACAACUCGGUCGUGGGGAUCAAGCCGACUGUUGGUCUCACAAGCCGAGCAGGGGUUAUACCAAUGACACCCCGUUAGGACACAAUUGGGCCGAUAUGUAGGACUGUAUCAGAUGCAGUUUAUGUGCUAGAUGUGAUAGCAGGUUUCGACCCGAGUGAUGAAGCAACGAGGGAGGCAUCCAAGUACAUCCCUGAAGGUGGCUACAAACAGUUUCUUAACAAAGAUGGUCUGAAAGGAAAGAGGCUCGGUAUAAUUAGGCAUCCCUUCAUGGAGAAAAUACAUGGUACUGCUGAAUCUGAAGCUUUCGAGCUUCAUAUAGAUACACUGAGGCAGAGAGGUGCACAAUUAAUCGACAACUUGAAGAUAGAUCAAAUAGAGACGAUUCUUGAUCCUAAUCUAAGUGGUGAGAUAUCAAUCAUGGCGGCUGAGUUCAAGUCACAUAUAAACGUUUACCCGAAAGAAUUAAAUGAUUCUCCUGUGCAUUCUUUAGCCGAUAUCAUCGCCUUCAACGAGAAUAAUCCGGAGUUGGAAAUGCUGAAGGAGCAUGAUCAGAAUACCUUCAUAGAAUCUGAGAAGACGAAUGGGCUGGGCGAGCACGAAAUGGCUAUACUGGAAAAUCUGGCAAAACUUUCAACAAACGGAUUCGAGAAACUGAUGAAGGAGCACAAAUUAGAUGCAAUGGUGACACCAGGAUCUUGUGCUUCUGCCGUCUACGCUAUUGGAGGGUAUCCGGCAAUAACUGUCCCGGCUGGCUACGAGAGAGACGGGAUGCCGUUUGGGAUAUGCUUCGGAGGAUUGAGAGGCAGCGAAGCAAAGCUGAUAGAGAUUUCGUAUGCGUUUGAGCAAGUUACAAAAGUUCGAAAAUCUCCUUUUCUUGGCUGAAGCUAAAGGUUAGUGAACCGCUCUGAAUGUUGUAAGUUUUUCAAUUUGUUAUGUUAUAACAGGGUUCUUAGUUGUUUAGACUUUAGAAUUCAAUAUAUGUACUAUUGUAUUGAUGUUGCUAGUAGCUAGUUCUAUCAUCGUUUUUUUACACAUUUUCGAGAUUUAUGUUUAAAAUGGUUCUUGUUAUGGCUUCA